Molecule: messenger RNA, 1224 nt
Organism: Cuscuta epithymum
Lineage: Eukaryota; Viridiplantae; Streptophyta; Magnoliopsida; Solanales; Convolvulaceae
Source: the annotation of a GenBank genome assembly
UCUUGCAUGAAUGUGUUGUACAAAAUUAUUACGAAGAUACUAGCGGCGAGAAUUGUCCCUACCCUACCGGGUUUAAUUAAUGAAGCACAAGGUGCUUUUGUCGAUGGCCGCCUAAUGUUUGAUAACAUUUUCCUAGCCCAGGAACUUGUUAGAGGAUACAAUAGGAAGCGAAUCUCACCAAGGUGUAUGAUCAUGGUGGAUUUGCGAAAGGCCUAUGACACCAUAUCAUGGGACUUUCUCCGUAAUGUCCUAUUGGGACUGGGUUUCCCGGCCACAUUUGUAGGCUGGAUUAUGGAAUGUGUGUCAACCGCAUCAUUUUCGGUCUCUUUAAAUGGCUCUUUGUAUGGUUUUUUUAAAGGCAAGCGUGGCAUACGACAAGGGGAUCCAAUGUCCCCUUUUCUUUUUGUCUUAUGCCUCGAAUAUUUCUCUCGCCUCCUCACAAUGAGGACUAAGCAGGGGAGUUUCAACUUCCACCCACAAUGUUCGUCUCUUGGUAUUACGCAUUUAGCCUAUGCAGAUGACCUAAUGCUCUUCUCGAGAGGUGACACAUAUUCCAUAAGAAUACUGGUUGAUGCUCUCAAGGAGUUUGGGGAUGUAUCCGGGCUUAGGGUAAACCAUGACAAAUCCAACAUCUUUGUUGGAGGGGUGAGGGACUUGGAAUUACAAAACAUCUUGGAUCUCGUUGACUAUGGGCAAGGCACGUUCCCGGUUAGAUACCUUGGAAUCCCCCUUGCCCCCUUAAAGGUCUCGGUUGCACAGUAUGCACCUCUAAUUGAAGUGAUCCAGGAUUUCCUAAAUGCUUGGAACACAAAAACAAUAUCCUAUGCUGGGAAGAUUGAGCUAAUUCGGUCGGUAAUCCAAGGAGUACAAUCGUUUUGGCUCCAAGUCUUUCCGGUCCCCCAAGCUAUUUUGGAUAGAAUCGUUUCCAUUUGUAGGAUUUUUUUAUGGGGAGGGAAGUUUGCAAAAGUCGCAUGGGAUGAUAUAUGCCUACCAAAGGCCGAAGGUGGGCUAGGUAUCCAUAAUGCGAAAGUUUGGAACCAUGCACUCCUUUCACGCCUUAUCUGGGACGUUCAUAACAAAAAAGAUUCCUUAUGGGUUAAGUGGGUCAAUGGUGUCUACCUCAAAGGUAGAAGUGUGUGGGACUUUGUCCCACACAGCCGGGAUUCCCAACUAAUGAAGAGAUUGGGUCUAAUUAGAGACAAACUGAAGGGAUGUUUUAACAAU